UAUUGCACAAAUGUGGGCAUUUUUUUUUUUUACCGUUCUCCAGCCAGAGAGGUGUGGCAUAUGGGGUGUGUCUCUGUGUGUGUGUGUGUCUAUAUAUGUGUGUACACAUAUAUAGCCACAUGAAUCACUUCCAGUUUAUUCACAUCCUUUUGAAAUCAAGUUGCUGUACACAGCCAGGUAAGUAAAAUACCUUAAUUUCUGUGAUGUGGGAGAACUAAAAGUUAUUAUUUCUACAUGUAAAAAACAUUAAAAGAAAGCAACAACGGCUGCAUAUAUGGAAUUUGUUUCCUAGAUGAUGGAGAGUGAACAGGGAAGCUAUGAAGAUAUUGCUUAUGCUGGGGAAAACAGUAAGCCAAUGGAAGGGGUUUUCCAUAGACAUUUAGAGGAGAGGGUCCGUCCUUAUAUUGAUCUGAUUGACUCUUUGAGACUGAUUGGUAUUGACGAAGAUUUGGCUUUGCCAACUAUAGCUGUAAUUGGAGAUCAGAGUUCUGGAAAAAGCUCUGUGUUGGAAGCACUGUCUGGAGUGCCAUUGCCCAGAGGAAGUGGUAUUGUGACAAGAUGUCCACUGGAGUUAAAGCUGAGGAAGAUUAAAUGUGGCAUUCACUGGAAAGCCGUAAUAUCUUACAAAGAACAGUUCAUUGAGUUUGAUGACCCAUCAUUGGUUGAGGGCUACGUUGAAGCAGCCCAGAAUGAGCUGGCUGGAGAAGGCGUUGGGAUUUGUGAUGAACUCAUCACUCUGGAGAUCAUGGCUCCUGAUGUGUGUGACCUCACACUGAUCGAUCUCCCUGGGAUUGCCCGAGUUCCUGUAAAAGGUCAACCUGAGGACAUUGGACAUCAGAUCAAAAAUCUCAUAUGGAAAUAUAUAGAGAAGGACCAAACUAUAAAUUUGGUCGUGGUCCCAUGUAAUGUUGACAUAGCAACAACAGAAGCUCUGAAAAUGGCACAGGAAGUGGAUCCUGAAGGAAAAAGGACAUUAGCUAUUCUCACAAAGCCAGACCUUAUAGACAGGGGAACAGAAAAAAACAUCUUGGAUAUAGUCCGAAAUCAGGUCAUUCCCUUAAGCAAAGGGUAUGUCAUCGUUAAGUGCCGUGGCCAAAAGCAAAUUGACGAUAAAAUCUCUCUGUCUGAGGCCACUCGAGUAGAGAGGGAAUUCUUCAGACGUCAUGAAUUCUUCAAUUGCCUGUUGUACGAGGAGAAAGCAACUAUUCAGUGUCUUGCCACCAAACUGACUCAAGUCCUGGUUGAUCACAUCAAAAAAUCGUUACCUCUGAUCUCAGAGGAGAUCAAGAAGCAGCUGUGGAGCUUGAGAAAAGAGCUAAGUCAGUGUGAAGCUGGUCCACCACUGGACCCACAGAAGAGGAAGACCUUUUUUAUUGAUACCUUGGCAAAAUUUAACGAUAAGAUCAACCGCUUGGCAUCUGGGGAAGUGGUUAACAAUGACAACUUGUUUAUAAUGCUUCGGUCUGAGUUCAAAAAGUGGAAAGAUCAUCUUGACAACACAAAGGCAUCAUUCCACAAAACGGUCCAGGAAGUGGUGAGUGAAUAUGACCUGAAGCACAGAGGACGUGAGCUGCCUGGUUUCAGUGACUACAAGGUGUUUGAAAUGGUGGUGCAGAAGCUUGUGAUCCAGCUAAAAGGACCAGCUAUUGAGACACUCAGGGUCAUCAGAGAAACCAUUCAGAAAGACUUUUCAAAUGUGUCCAAAACCUGCUUCAACACCUACCCUUUCCUCCAGUGUGUUGCUACGAACAAGAUCGACAACAUUCAGUCAAAGCAGGAAGCCAAGGUGGAGCAGAGGAUCAUGGAGCAGUUUGAGAUGGAGCAACUGGUCUACACUCAAGAUGGCAUCUACGUCAAGACCUUGGAUGCGAUUCACUCUGCUGAGGGACAAAAUGCUUCAGAAGACAACUUUGCUGGGUUUGACAACAGAAACAAAUAUCCUGAAAUGCUGCGGGCUUAUUAUGAGAUUGUGGUGCAGCGCUUGGCUGACCAGGUGCCCAUGCUGAUCCGUUACUUCAUGCUGAAGGAAUCCGCUCAGCUGCUGUGCAGUGAGAUGCUGGGAUUAAUGGACGGUGCCAACGUGGCCGAUGCCUUGCGUGAAGAGUCGAAUGUCAGCAGACGUCGCAUUGACAUGCAGAACCGCACGGACCGUCUUACCCUUGCUCAAGACAAACUCAGCAACUUUGUUUGAAGCCAGGGGGCCACUGUAUAGCAGGGUUUCACAUCCUUUCUAGUUUAGCACCUGAAUCAACCUAUCAGCUAAUUACAUUUGUCUGAAUGUGGUGUGUUAAAAGAGGGAAAAUGCUCAUCUCUGUUGGUUUGUGGCCCUUCACUACCGACACCAAUGAUCUACACAAACAACUUUUAUAUUUCCCAGAAAAGGCCCUGUGGACAUUAAGGACAUAUUGGUCUGUAGUUGUUUAUUUAAAUAUGCUCUAUUCAGAAUUAUUUAGGCAGAGGUGAGGAGCAGGAGUGAUGAAUAGCCUUAGUGCAUGAGUGGAUGCAGGUGGUUAAAAUUCCUGAUGUCAAAGAACCCUUGUGCAGUUCAAUAGUUUCUACUUCAGUAAAGGUUUUAUACAGGCUUCAUAGAAUUCAUGUUGUCUGUGCAAAAGGCCUUCUGUUUGCAAUGAGUUGUGUUUGUUGAGUUUGCCUCUGUAUUGUGUUUCUUAUGUUGUCUUGUUUUGGAGUUUGUCAUUGUAUUGUUUGUUGUAUUGUCUUGUUUUCUGGGGUGAAUAAAUGCCUGAAAUAAGGUCUGUGGUUAACACAAGCUCAAUAUAUGUUCUGUUCUCGUUUUAUACUACGCCAUAAAAUAUAUCAGUAAUACUCCACUCAGGAUUGUUUAAAAAGCUUUUACGUGUCUUGAAAAAGAUGGUUGCUAACAAGUGGCUAAAUGGGACUGCAGAGGUUGUCAGGGACAUUAAACGUCAUCAUGCCGAACAGGAAAUCUCAUCUACGACAUCACUGUUGUGUUUAUACUCGCACUCUCGCAAUGCAAACUUUCCAACUUGUAGAUUUAUCAAUUUAUAGUAUUUUCCAAUUGUAUUGUUUUUUUGUUUUUUUUUAAAAUAAAGAUUGAAAGAGUUGUCGGAAGCUUAGUGUUGGUGAUGUUGAAGUCAUGCAACCAUGGAGUAGUUCGUUUAUAGCCUAACAUUAGCUUUUUACUUCUAGCGAGUGUAUAGUCUUCAAAAUCUUAUGAAUCUUAUCUUAAUGAACGAAACAUGUAAGAAUCAUAAACUUUUGUUGGUCACAGAGUUUAUUUUCUGCAAUAAUCCAAAAGCCGAAAAAUCCUAUGGGCUUGGGAACCGAGAUGAUGCUAACUUCUGGGGUGGCCUACAAAAAUACGCAUAAAGGUAAUUUAUGCUGUCACAUAUUCAGAGCAGUUUAGCUGAUUGUAUGAUGAAAAGGGUCUUCACAUGACAAUGUGUGUGUCGUUAUCUUUUUAUGUACAUUCCAUCCACUUAUCUAAUGGUGAGGCAUGUCAGGUCAGAACACCCUGGUACAGAAUACACUCACAACAAGAAUUAGCAUCAAGAGAAUGAAACAGAUUUUAAGCAUAAGAGAAAGUAAAGAAAAAUCUCAAAAACAA
Molecule: messenger RNA, 3586 nt
Organism: Ictalurus furcatus (blue catfish)
Lineage: Eukaryota; Metazoa; Chordata; Actinopteri; Siluriformes; Ictaluridae
Product: interferon-induced GTP-binding protein Mx3
Exons: 13
Coding region: 293-2191 (632 amino acids)
Biological process (GO): defense response to virus
Cellular component (GO): nucleus; cytoplasm; membrane
Molecular function (GO): GTPase activity; GTP binding; microtubule binding
Source: RefSeq, a predicted model, not a curated record